Molecule: messenger RNA, 816 nt
Organism: Actinia tenebrosa (Australian red waratah sea anemone)
Lineage: Eukaryota; Metazoa; Cnidaria; Anthozoa; Actiniaria; Actiniidae
Source: RefSeq, a predicted model, not a curated record
GGAUGCAUCUAUGCCUGCAUACCUGCCGAAACAAACCGUCACUCGUGGAAGUACAGUAGAAAUCAAGGCUACGGACGACGCCGGUACGAAGUAUCGUUGGUGCGUAUUGGGCAUUUGGAAUGCCGCUCACGGCUAUCUAAAUCCAAGGCUGUUACAAGUACUUAACUAUAGCAAGAAAAAUCAAGCGAAGGUAAUGCCUGACACCGGGUAUGAAAGCAGGGUUUCAUUCUUUGGAGAUUUGGACGUUGGCAAAGCGUGGUUCAGGGUAACUGAUGUGAAAGAAGAAGAAAGUAAACUAUAUGGAAUUCGCUGUUAUAGUGACCAGCGGAAGGUUUAUUAUCCAGUGAUCAAGAUGAAACUGAAGGUCUUGCCCGCUGAAAAGGAGUGGGAACCACUGGGUUGCUACGAAGAUAGCAGUGAUCGCGCCUUGUCGUUUUAUCACGGACAAAUCAACUUUGAUGAUUCACCAGGAGGUUUCAAAAGAAUGUUUGAAGAGUGCAAAAAAAAAAAAGCAGAGGAUAAAGGGUUUGAAUACUUUGGAAUACAGCACAAGACAGAAUGCUGGGCAUCGCCAAAAAAUGAAGAAAUAACCUACAACCUGCACGGUUGUAAAAACAACUGCUGGCGUCACGAUGAUGGUUUUGGGGUUGGAUCCCAUUGGUCCAACUUUGUCUAUCGCCUUAAAAAAGAUUGGAGCAGUUGCAAAGAUGGAUUCCAGUACAAACUUGUAGCCAAACAAGAUACAUGCUACGAAUGCCCUCCCUACAACGUUAAAAUAGAAAAGUCUGAAACUAAAAGAGAAUGCUAAAUGUCCAG